Pteronotus mesoamericanus is the source of this 871-nucleotide messenger RNA. It is a transcript of the gene ADIG, whose product is annotated as adipogenin. The record is from RefSeq and is a predicted model, not a curated record. Lineage: Eukaryota; Metazoa; Chordata; Mammalia; Chiroptera; Mormoopidae. Gene Ontology annotation, biological process: white fat cell differentiation; brown fat cell differentiation. Gene Ontology annotation, cellular component: lipid droplet; nucleus; cytoplasm. The transcript is spliced from 3 exons.
GCUUAGCCACACACACACCAUGAAGUACCCUCUGGUGCCGCUGGUCAACGACCUCACAUUUUCUUUCCUGGUGUUCUGGCUCGGCCUGCCCGUGGCCCUGCUGUUGUUCUUGUUGAUCGUCUGGUUUCGCUUCUUGCUUAGCCAAGAUUCAGAGGAAAAUGACUCAGAUUUACGCUUUGAUUGGGAUCCCUGGAGCAGAGGCCCAGCUGAGUUUCGCUGGCACAGGACACUCCAUAGCCAAGAGGAAGAGAGACCUGGCCACUUGGUUUUCCUGGAGUCAGCUGUGCAGUGACAAAGGCCAAAGUGGAUGGGACAGGCUUGCUGGGGAGGAAAGAGGAUGUUGGCGAGUGAGGUGCUUCCCUGAGACACCUGCCUCGUCCCCUCCAGCAGUGGACACACAGCCUCCGGAGGCUCUCCAAGGCCCCUGGGGAGGAGCCCAAGUCUAUGAAGACGGUACAAGUAGUCACCCAGGGAGAAGUUGGCCAAAGGAACUGGGAGGAGGUCCUACAGCAGGGCCGGGCCACAGCGUGUGGGUCCCUGUUAAAGAACACGGGGGCUUCCUGAGCUCAGGGGGCCCAUGACGAACGUGCGGGGACUGACCAAGUCCAUUCAUUCAACAAGCCGUGGGGCCUGGGCCCCACCCGGCACUGACCUGAGCCAUCUGGACCCCAUUUGGGGACCCCCAACCCUUCUUCCCAUCUGUGCUGGGGGAUUCUGCUCUGAACUUCCAUUUUUUUCAUUUCAAGCUCACUCCUUGAUUAGCCUUCAGAUUGUUUUUAAUACCAUUGACUUUAUAAAUAUCUACAGUGUCUACCAUAUGCCUGGUUAUUUUAAGAAUAGUUCACAUUCAGUGAGCACAUACUGUGUCUCA